AUGGAGGUGAACGAUUUAAUCGCGAACAAUCCCCACGAGAACGAAGAAGAGGAGGAACAGGAGAAGAGAAACAACAGAACGAGAUUAGCAGCGGCGAGAAGUAAUCAUCAUCAUCAGCAUCAUCAUCCGGCGAUGAUGGAUAAUAAUAAUAAUAAUAAAAACCAUAAAGUCGUCGAAGCGGCGCUGGAGCUUCCACCACCACAAAUACAACAACAACAACAACAACAGCAGCAGCAAAUGUUUCAUCAAACCGCGCACCCAUCACAACAACAACAACAACAACAACAACAACAACAACAUCAUCAACAUCAUCAACAACAACAACAACAACAACAACAACAACAGCAGCAAAUGAUGAUGUAUACUAAUCCUCACCAGCCAGCGCGGCACGGAACGUAUCAGCAGCAGCAGCAGCAGCAACAACCAAACCACCUUCAUCAAGGAAAUCUAGGAGAAGCUCUUCCUCAAGCACCUGCGGCUGGACUUCACCGGGGAAAUAUUGGUACUGGAGGGAGGCACGAAAACAACAUGGAAUACACGGCGGCGCAACAGUUGUCGCAGUUACAAAACAUCCACCCGAACGCGAUCGACGCGCAAUCGUUGCUAGCGUUGGCAAUACAAAACCAAGAGGUAGAGUCGAACCUCGUCAGGCGUCAGACGCAAAGACCCCCAUCAGGGUGGAGGAAAUCGGCCAACUGCGUCAAGUGCUCGAAACCGGCGCCGGUUGGUUUUCGGUACAAAGUCAAAGACUCUCCUGGGAAUUUUUACUGCAAAACGUGUUACAACGCGCAAAAUACAAAGAUGAAGAGAGACACGUGCACGUCCUGUCACGUAACGAAAGAUUCUUUGACGUGGUUUAAGUCGAAAAAGACGCCCGGGGGGGCGACGUUGUGUCAAAAGUGCUACACCUCGGAGAUGAACGCGCGAGCGAUUACGUGCAGUAACUGUCAAAGUGAUAAAACGACGAACGCGUGGGUUCGCUCGAAGACAGAUAAGAGGAAAUACUUGUGUCAGCAGUGCUAUCGCAAAGAGAAAGGAAAGAAAACGGUAUCGAAAUGUGGAGAGUGUAAUUGCGAUGUCGAGGUUGGUGGGUGUAGGAAAUCCAAGUUGCAGAAAAUGAAGCACUUGUGUGGCGCGUGCUUCGAGAACGAGCAAUCUCUCAUUAAGCAGAAGCCAUGCACGGCUUGCGAUGGGAAAUUGGACCCGGACAAUUUGAGGAAAUCUAAGGUGGAUAAAUCAAAUUAUUUGUGCAAUAAGUGUUAUCUGAAAGAAUUAAAUUCGAUGGUGAAUAAACAGUGCGGGAAGUGCGGCACGAAAGAGUCGCCUGGGAGUUGGAGCAAAUCUCGAACAAAUCAAGGAGUGGAUUACUGUUCGCAGUGUUUUUCCAAGGAGAGAGCAGAGUUAAAGAAAGCCCAAAAGCAAGAGGAAGUAAAUAAAGCAGCGGCGGCGGCGGCGAACAAUGCCACGGAUGCGAUGCAAGUAGGAGUUGAGGCGGGCGCGAGUACUCCCAAUCGCAGCAUCGAGCAGGCGGAGAAUAGCACCCCCCCCUCGACGCGGGGCGGAAGGAAUGCACGCAACAAGAAGUGA
Bathycoccus prasinos is the source of this 1587-nucleotide messenger RNA. RefSeq lists its product with no specific name. The record is from RefSeq and is a predicted model, not a curated record. The coding region runs from base 1 to 1587 and encodes 528 amino acids. The transcript has a single exon. Gene Ontology annotation, molecular function: transcription cis-regulatory region binding. NCBI's taxonomy places the organism in Eukaryota, Viridiplantae, Chlorophyta, Mamiellophyceae, Mamiellales, Bathycoccaceae. Gene Ontology annotation, cellular component: nucleus. Gene Ontology annotation, biological process: regulation of transcription by RNA polymerase II.